Molecule: messenger RNA, 1636 nt
Organism: Myripristis murdjan (pinecone soldierfish)
Lineage: Eukaryota; Metazoa; Chordata; Actinopteri; Holocentriformes; Holocentridae
Gene: gra
Product: granulito
Exons: 8
Coding region: 375-860 (161 amino acids)
Biological process (GO): negative regulation of translational initiation
Cellular component (GO): cytoplasm
Molecular function (GO): eukaryotic initiation factor 4E binding
Source: RefSeq, a predicted model, not a curated record
AAGUUAAAAGGACAGCUGGCACACAACAGCUGGUUAAUUCGCCUUUGAAACCAGUUACAACAACAGCUCUACGUGUAAAAUAGGUCUUCUGAGUAAAUGUUAAUACACUAUUUCUUUUUUAAUCGCUUGUGGCAGCAAACUAUUCAUGCUAGCAGAUAGUGUUAGCGAUAUUAACGUUAUACGAAUUGUUCUAUGACUGUUAGCGAGACAAACUCCCCGGUGCUGGUAUUUUCAAGAGCUGUACCGCUAACGUUAAUGUUAGCCGCCUGUCCUCUGAGUAAAGUUAUUAACGCCACCUUUACGACAGAUGGCCAUCACUAAACAUUUUACUAGGUGACAGAUGGAGAAGUUUCUAAGUUCCCCCUUCACCAAGAAUGGAAGUAUCCAGGAGAAGAGUCCUCCAAAAACAUCUGGAGCCUGCGAGACCCUUGCGCCGCUCCAACCAUAUUGACCAAGAGCCCAACAGACAUGCUGACACAUGUGCACAGGAACUGAUGGAGAUAGAAAACCAAGAGAGAAAUAUAGGUGUAGAGGAGUUCUGCAAGAUUGUGCACCUCCACAUGCAGAAAGAAGCAUUGAGCAAGCACUCCAUCCAGAGAAGCCUGGACUCAUCAAGGAAAGAUCAUUUAUCCCUUUGGUAUAAAACCUCCUCAGACAGGCCAGGGAGAAUUUCCUACACACGGGAUGUUUUAAUUCAGCUGGCGAGUUCUCCUGUGGCCAAGCAGAAGCCAGAAUUCUUGCCAGAGCAUCCCAUAGUGCUGUCCAAGGCAAGAGAUCCGGAGCUCCUGAUGCUGCAGGAAAUGACAAUCAAUGAAAGACCAAGGACAUGUAUGUCAGGUGAAUUGGAGAUGCUAAAGUGAAUGUGUCUGUCUGUGUGUCUGUCUGCCCUGUGAGGGACUGGCGACCUGUCCAGGGUGUCUCCCUGCCUCCUGCCCAGUGAGUGCUGGGACAGGCUCCAGCAUCCUGCAAAAAGGAUUAGGAUGAGUGACUUGGAAAAUGAAUGAAUGAAUGAAAAAGAUAAUUACUACAUGCCUUUCUGCUGUGGUGUGAAAAAUUCAUUUAAAAAAAAUUUGUUGGAUAAUUUCAGCUAUUUGGAGUAAUGUAAAAUAAAAAAAACCUAGCUUUACUGAUGUAAAGAGGGUAGUAUUGAUGAUUGUUACCAGCUGUACAUAUGAUUUUUUCACCUCAAGAACAACAACUUGCAAUUUGGUCUCUUUAUGUUUCCUUUUCUGCAGGUGAAAUGGUACUACAAGAUUGACUCCAAGCCAAGUUCUGAACUUAACUUGUUGCUUUCUUAACAAGAAAAUGUUUCCUAAUUUCAUAUUUCAAAGCAUACAUUGCUAAAAAUGAUUUACAUCCUAAUAUUGAACAGCACCUUCAUGGAUUUUCUGGUUUUCCCUUCCUGAAAUGUCUUUGAUGUGCAGUGAACAGCGGUGAUCCAAAUGUUUUCCCGCUGCAAGUAUUUUCUUGGCGUUAACCAUACACUACACAAGACCUCUUUAGUGUGCUGAAGGAACCCAACGUUAAGAACAGAGUUCCAACAAUGGAAAAAUCUUUUAUGCUGGAACAGAAAAAGAAGUGUUUGUACAGUCAGCAGAAUUUGUAUGGGCUCUGAAGUAAAUUUAAUUUAAAUGCA